Neocloeon triangulifer is the source of this 1093-nucleotide messenger RNA. RefSeq lists its product as uncharacterized. The record is from RefSeq and is a predicted model, not a curated record. The coding region runs from base 17 to 718 and encodes 233 amino acids. The transcript has 6 exons. Lineage: Eukaryota; Metazoa; Arthropoda; Insecta; Ephemeroptera; Baetidae.
AGUCAGCACUGCUAAAAUGAAGACAUCUGCAUUUAUUUUUCUGUUCGCCACUCUAACUUUAUACAUUGAUAUGGGUUUGGUUUCUGGCGCAGAGGAACAGGAGCAUUUAUUUGAUCAGGAAUUGACAAAUUUUUGCCUCAUAAGUGAAACGCUGCGAACACAAAUUUCGUCCAGUAUUUUGCUUGUAUCGCAACUGCAGUCUAAGAUUUCGGUGUUGGAAUCAAGAAUGGAAAUUUAUGAGAGGAACGUCAGCGUCAGAGAACUGCGAAUUGAGAGUCUUUUCACAAUGCUCAGCAAUAGGCUAGAGUGCAAAGUUCCCACACCUGCUGUGGCCAACGACGUGACGAAAGCAACGAAGGUGUUGACCAACCAAAAAUUUAAUUUUAAUCUUACUGCAGGAGGUAAUAGAGCUUCUGCAAAGGCACAAUGCGAUGCCCAACGGAUGCAUUUAGUUUUUAUUGAAACUGAGGAAAAACUUCGUGAGGUGGUUGCAGCAUUACCAGACAAGACAGUAAACUAUUGGGUUGGAGCUCACUAUGCCUACAGCCAUGGCCUAUUUUACUGGGACAGUGGCAAAGUAGUUGAUGAGAAAUUGUGGAAUCCAGAUAAUAAGGGCAGGAGUAACGAACUUCAAUGCGUUGAAUUGCACGGGCGAUCUGGAAAGCUAUAUCGCCAGAAUUGUGCUGCUAUUCUUUACUUCAUUUGUGAAAAAUCUUAGAUAAAAUUAAAUGAGAUUAAGUUAAGUAGAAUUGCCAUGCUAAGAAAAUACAGUUAUUGCAACAAAUUUCAAGAUAAAUUCUAACAUUAAGCAAUGACAAAUGAUCCUAUCUUUUUUUAGGAAAUAAAGUGCCCUCUGUUCAUUGAAAAUAUUCUUUGUCAUCAAUUUUAGAAGAAGGUAUAUAAAUGUAAUUAAUUAUCCUGUAACGAUUGAAAAAAAUAAGAAAAAACAAUAAUAAUAAUAAUUAAAAAAAUGUUACUUAUUAUCGAAGGAAAAAACUUUUCCGUGCUUCAUAAAAUUACUUUACCUGCAAAUUUUUAAAAUAAAAUUUCAAUGGAACAAAUACUUAGGUUGGUGAAAAGAGCUAGAUUUGAA